AUGCCUCCUGGACCAUUUCCAUACCCUAUCGUUGGCAAUACCUUCCAACUGCCCGAUAACAAGCCGUGGUUGUACCUUGAAGAACUCUCCAAGAAGUACAAUACGCCUCUUAUCACGUACUGGAUUGGACGUAACCCCACCGUAUGGAUCAACGAUGCUUGGACUGCCAACGAGCUGCUGGAUAAGAGAGCAGGCAUCUACUGUUCACGACCUCGCAUGCUCGUAUUCGCAGAACUUGGAUCUGGCCAAAGUAACCUUGUCAACCUUAUCACCACCACACCGGCUCAGCGCGAGCGCUUCAGAAUGUUGCGCAAGUUGACGCAUCAGGGUGUCGGAAUCCAGCAAGUGAAGAAGUACCGCAACUUUCAGAAUGAUGAGAGCAAAGUAGUUGCACUCGACUUGCUCAGUAGCCCUGAGAAAUACGUAGCGCACUUUGAGCGAUAUGCGACGAGCGUGGUAUCAAUCAUUGGCUUUGGAAGACGAGUGGCGAGCCAUGAGGAUCCGAUCAUCACCGAAGUCAUUGCCUUGAUGCAUCGCGCCGCUGAUCUGAAUGUACCAGGCAAGACGUUCCCUAUGCUCAUGGAAACCUUUCCAGCACUUGCACGAGUACCAACAGAAUACGCACCCUGGAAACACGGUAUGGGCUCCAAGAAGAAGUCGCAUCGUGGUUUCGACUUCUUUUACUCUCUUGCGAGCGAGGCAAAUGAGAAAUCUGGCCACGAGGACUGUUAUGCAAAGAUGCUGUUCCGCGAGAAGGACAAGUACGGUUUGAACGAAAGAGAGAUUUCUUCCUUGGCCGGCAACUUGUUUGGCGCUGGAUCGGACACUUCAAGUAGCACGCUCAUCACGGCUGUUCUUGGCAUGCGAGCUUUCCCGGAGACUUUGCAGGCGGCAUGGGAAGAACUAGAUCGUGUCGUCGGUCCCGAUCGAAGCCCCUCGUUUGAGGAUAAUGCGAACCUGCCUUAUAUGCGCGCCUUCGUCAAAGAAGUGUUCCGGUGGCGUUCUGUGGCCAUCAUCGGUGGACAGCCACACGCACCAGUCGAAGAUGACUAUUACAACGGAUACUUGAUUCCAAAAUCGACUUGGGUUCAAGGCAACGUAUGGGCAAUACACCACAACGAACGCGAAUUUCCAGAUCCUGACCGCUUCAACCCAAACCGUUUCUUGAAAGGCCACCCAGACUCGCGACCGUUCCCGGGUGAGCGGGGAUACAUGACUUUUGGCUGGGGUCGUCGAGUGUGCUCAGGUCAAGCGCUCGCGGAACAAGGCACAUGGCUGACGGUUGCCCGGCUCGUAUGGGGUUUCAAGAUCGAACCAGCACUUGACGGAAACGGAAACCCGAUUCCGGUUGAUAUUUUUGAUUACACGAACGGACUAAACAUGCGCCCACAGCCCUUCAAAGUCAGCAUCAAGCCACGAAGCGAGAGGAUACGCGAGGCAAUUAUGCGAGAGGGAAAGCAGGCGUUGGUAGAUCUUGCGCCGUAUGAGGUGUAG
Messenger RNA from Pyrenophora tritici-repentis Pt-1C-BFP, 1494 nucleotides. RefSeq names its product CypX, Cytochrome P450. Gene Ontology annotation, molecular function: iron ion binding; monooxygenase activity; oxidoreductase activity, acting on paired donors, with incorporation or reduction of molecular oxygen. The record is from RefSeq and is a predicted model, not a curated record. Lineage: Eukaryota; Fungi; Ascomycota; Dothideomycetes; Pleosporales; Pleosporaceae.